This is a messenger RNA of Cucurbitaria berberidis CBS 394.84, 3519 nucleotides long. RefSeq lists its product as uncharacterized. NCBI's taxonomy places the organism in Eukaryota, Fungi, Ascomycota, Dothideomycetes, Pleosporales, Cucurbitariaceae. Gene Ontology annotation, molecular function: DNA binding. Bases 1 to 3519 code for a protein of 1172 amino acids. The record is from RefSeq and is a predicted model, not a curated record. The transcript has 2 exons.
AUGGCAUCGAACAACUACCAUCCGUACAAUUACCAAUACCAGCAAAGCUCUGCCCAACAGUACUCGGAAUAUCAGACUGCGCCGGCUUCGAACAACGCCGCGCAAUCGUCGCGCCAAUACCAACAGCCACCGACGAACCAAGCCCAGGAUUACAUGUCCUAUCAGCCACAAUCGUAUGCGAACCCGGGCAGUGGUUAUGGUGCUGGCCAAGACAAUUCGUGGAAUAGUAACAACUAUGGAGGAACCCGAGAGACGACCAGUCGUGCGGCUGAAGUCUUACGCAAUAUGAGCAACACAGCAUAUACUCCUACUGGUACAUUGGCGACAAACCACUCUGGCUUCACUGCGACAAAUGACGCAACUUCCCAAUCAAGCCGAUACGGCAGUGACGCUUCCCGUUCACCGCAAAUGCAGGCACAGACCCACGCCACCCUGUCUUCCUAUAGUCAAUCGCAAGCUCGCCCACGUAGCGUCAACACCAAUCGCACCCAAACGACAACGAAUCGAAACCUGCCAUCUCCAGCUAUGGCCGCAGGUUAUCCUUCGCAAAGGGUGCAGCAUCAGUACAAUGCGACGCCUGCCACAUCUGCAAGAGGGGCCGCCAUGACUGCUGCCGCAAACCCGCCGUAUACGGAUUAUAGCCAGCGACAGCUUCCCAGUGUCGAGGCCUCGCGAACUUCCCAGAAUACCACUACUUCGAACUCCUACAACUACACUAAUGCUCAAAUAUCAUCCACUCCAAUCGCUUCUUCCGCGCCCACAGCCAGUGUCGCAGAUACAUAUGCCGCCCAAGGCACUACAGUAGAUCCCAUGGCCGUGUACGAUCCAUGGCCCGAGUAUCAGCGGAAGCAGGACGCCCUGCGUGCUCAGAAGGCAGAGGAAGAGAGGGCUGCCGAAGAGUUGCGCAAGGCGGAGGAGCUGAAGAAAGAGGAAGAGGAACGCCAACGCCAAGAAGAGGAAGAAAGACUUCGACAGCCGAACCCGAAGACUAGGAAAGCUCGCAAACAACAAUCAAAUGUAGCUGAAGCAAUGCUUGUCGCGCCUGAGCCACCAGCGGCAUCAGGUGAAGCUCUCGAGGCUGAGAUUCGUGCUAUGAUGGCGAAAAUGCGAGAGCUGAACGGCAAAGACCCAGCGCUUCUGGCCCGUAUUUGGGAGGAAGAAAGGCGGGCCAAAGCUCCAAAAUCUCCGACUGUUCAAAAACCAACCACUCAAGCGACAGUUCCUGAACCUGCUCAGACUGUCCAAGCAAAUACUCCUCAAGCUGCCAACUCGAGGAAGAAGGCAGUUCCUCGGGAGUCUACUGCGAAGCCACCUGCCCCAGUUUCUGCUCCUGCUGUACCAGCUCAAGCCCAAGCAGCGUCUAAUCGAUCUGGUGGCAACACUAUCUGGCCACCAGAAAAGAAAGCACAUCUAGCUCAAGCAGCGGCAGCCUAUCUUACUAGUCAAAAUCCCAGCCACUCAUUGGACCCUAGUAAGAUACUUGGCAUGCUAAACAGCAACCCCUCUUACAUUGAGUUAUGCGAAAGACUGGAGCAGAUGGGAUUGAAGCUAGAUCGUGCAGCUUUUGCGAAGAGCCUCCUUACUGCUGUUCCCGAUGUUAAUUCAGCAUCCCGCAAAACGGCACCUCAACCGACACCUGUAGCUGCACCUAAAGCUCAGGUCCCUCCAGCUGUCAUGAAAAAAGAUGUUACUGUGUCUGCAGGAAACUUACAACAUACGCCUGCAGCUAUGUCACCUGCAAUCAGAGGCUCGUAUCCACCAUUUCCAGACAAUGAUUCCACCGCAGCUACGCCUGUGGCAGUUGCUGAGAUGAUACCCAUAAAAGCGGAACUCAAGCCACCGGCAAAUAAAGAAGAAGCGGCGCGGAAGCGAAACUUGAGUGAUCUGGUCGACUUGACAGCACUGUCUGAUGAGGAAGACAUGGGCCCGCCGCCGAAGAAACCUUACUCCAAUUCCAUGUAUCCCGAUGGACGCCCAUAUCCUCAAACUCAAGACGGCAUGGCUGUCGACAAGGAACCCGCGAUCACCAAUUUCCCCAUCGCCAAUGUGCCCUCCCGCCCACCUCAAGCUCCUGUAGUUCCAGUACAGCCGUCUGCCAACGACUUUCGACACCGAGUCUAUGUUGAUCACCUAGACAGGAAAAAGGCCAUUCGUCGGAAUAAUUAUAAUCCCGCUACAAUUGCGCGCGACGUGCUGCUUGCGUGUGGACGACACCCAUCAGAGCGUCCACUCAAUCAGCACCUGGAUGUUUUGAGGACAGCCUUACCGCACAUAUCAUUUGACUCCGACCUGAGCACGAUCAGGUGGGACGUGAUUGAUCCUGGAAAGCCUCCCCCGGGCUAUUUCAAGGACGGCGUUCAUCCUUUGUCAGAUGAAGCCGACGAUGAAGAGGAUUCUGACGAGGAGAGAGAAGCGCGUCCUCGGGCGCCCUCGAACGCGAUUGGCGGUGAAGGUGGGGCUCAAGCAAGGGCCCAAGCUUUACCUGAACCGUCCAACCCCUUCAAGCCGAAGCGACGAGGUCGACCUCCGCGUCAUUCUUUCCCCAAUUCUACAAUACCGACAACACCAAAGCGUUCGGCAAGCUCUACAGGUAUGAGCGUAAGUGCUCCGCGCCCUAGCUCUGCCGCUCCUGGAGUUGGCUAUAGCGCUUUCCGGUCCACCACCGCAUAUGGACCAGAUGGACAACCGUUGCCUAAGAAGAAGGGUCGUCCAGUUGGAUGGCGAAAAGCCAUUCAUGGGUCCGCUACUGCGCAAACACGGCCGUCUGCGAAUGGCUAUACAGGUCCGCGGAAACAACAUCAACCCUCGCAGCCCAGUAGUUUGCGCAAUGUUCGAACUGGUGGAGACGAGCCCAUCCGGAUCGAUUCGCGUUCACCCAGCGUCGCAAACCGUGUUCCCCAAUAUCAAUCGUACAGUUGCAAGUGGCAAAACUGCAAAGCCGAGCUCCACAAUCUGGAAACGCUCAUGAAGCACGUCUUCAAGGUCCACAGGAAAGAAACGCUUCACCAUACUCUGGAGUGCUUGUGGGCUGAAUGCGGCAAGGAAGUCACCAACCACGACCCCAUGACUAACAUGAGGAUCGAGAAGUACACACCACAGUCCUUUGACCUGGAGUCCAAUUGGCGCAAUCAUAUCAAGCAGAACCAUUUGGAGCCGCUAUCAUGGGAGCUUGGCGAUGGACCAGCCAGUGGUCUCUCUGACGCGCAUGAAUCUGAGGCUUAUCUUAGCGAUGCUCAAGGUCGUCAAGUCACUCCGCGCAUUACCAUCGAUCACGAGCGCUUCCAAGCGGACAAAUUGAUGUGUCAGGGUGCAACAGCAAUCCCUCGAGGCCGUGGACGUCCUAAGAAAGCGGCAGAGCACGAAGCCCGCGAUGUACAGGCCCGCCUGGUGUCGCAUAAAAGACGCAUUGGUGGGCCGGGCAUGGAUCGUGGAGGUGCGACACUUGUUAACGACAAGCGCAGGAAAGGGUUCAAUGACAAUAGUGCAAUAGAAGAGGAGCUGGUCGAUGUAGAAGACUGA